This is a messenger RNA of Octopus sinensis (East Asian common octopus), 2176 nucleotides long. RefSeq names its product peroxisomal carnitine O-octanoyltransferase. Gene Ontology annotation, molecular function: carnitine O-octanoyltransferase activity. Gene Ontology annotation, cellular component: peroxisome. The record is from RefSeq and is a predicted model, not a curated record. The transcript has 16 exons. Bases 165 to 2015 code for a protein of 616 amino acids. Lineage: Eukaryota; Metazoa; Mollusca; Cephalopoda; Octopoda; Octopodidae.
UCUGAUCCGAAGCGAAGCAGAGGCAUAUUUAAAAGUUCGGUCGGGAACCAUCCAUCAAGAACGGUAAUUCAACAAUUCAACUUAACAAUGGGCGUUAUCUCCCGUGAAUAGGUCAAUAUCUAGACCGACACCUCAAAUAUUGGACACAGUUACCUCCUAGAAAGAUGUCUGCGACAAUUCUGCAGGUAACUUCAACAGAAGAGAAGACCUUCCAGAAUCAAGAUACAUUGCCUCCUCUACCAUGUCCAGAUCUUAGCAAAACUCUCCAGAAAUACUUGGAGUCAGUCCGACCACAUGUAUCUGAUGAAGAAUACCAGCAGACCACGGAAAUUGUGCAGGAAUUUGCCAGCAAUGCCGGUCCCAGACUACAUAGUCUCUUGGAGAAAAAAGCUAAGAGUGAGAAUAAUUGGUUGGAAAAAUGGUGGGAAGACCUUGCUUACCUAGAGACUCGCAGUCCCUGUGCACCUAUGAUCAACACUGGGGGAGAAGGACCUUAUUACAGACAUUACUGGCCAGCCAAAGUAGGGACCCAGAUAGAGCGGUGUGCUAUGUGUUUGUAUUACUCUCUUGAAUUUUGGCAGUUUCUUAGACGUGAAACUCUCCGAGCUCAGACAAACAGAAAUGGUCAGUUCUUGUGUAUGAACCAAUACCACAAGAUAUUUACCACCUGUCGCAUCCCUGGAACAAAGAAGGACCAUCUUUUGCAUUAUUUUAAAACAGAGAGCGAAGGGGAGACACCCCAGCAUAUUUUGGUCUUGUGUCGUGGUCGAAUGUUUACAAUGGGAAUCACUGAUGACACAAAUGAACUGAUCACUGCACCAGAGAUGCAGAAACAACUUCAAAUUAUUUAUGAUAAGUGUAUCAACGAAGAAGCGGGACCAUCUGUUGGGAUACUCACAGCACAUGAUAGAACAAGUUGGGCAAAGUAUUACAAGGAAUUACUAGCAAUCCAUCCAGAAAACUUUCACACCCUGGAAUUGGUUCAGAAGAGCAUAAUGGCUGUCUCUUUGGAUGAAGACUGUCCUCAAGACACCAGUGAGUUGUUUACAAAAGCCAUUGCCGGUGAUCCAACUAACAGAUGGUUUGAUAAAUCUCUUAACCUUAUCAGUUUCAAAAAUGGUCUUUUUGGUUCUAACCUUGAUCACGCACCCUCUGAUGGGAUGACCACCGUCCACAUGACGUAUUAUGUUGACUGCCGUGUCAAAGAGUCAAAAGGAAAAUGGACAGGAAACAUGACUGUUCGAGACUUGGAACCACCAAAAGAAAUUGUACUUCACUUGAAUGAAAGCAUUUAUCAAGGAAUUGAAGAUGCAAAAAAAAUGUAUUUGAACACUGCCAAGACAAUAAAAUGUAACAUUUUGUGGUAUGAUAAAUAUGGCCGUACUUUCCUGCGAAGUUUUAAUCUUCAUCCAGAUACACAUGUCCAACUUGCAUUGCAGUACACCUACUACCGUUUGUAUGGCAAGCCAGCUCCGACAUAUGAAACUGCAACAAUCCGUGUAUUUUGGCAUGGGCGUACAGAAACAAUCCGAUCUUGUUCUGUGGAAGCUAUCAAGUGGUGCCAAGCAAUGUUAGAUGCUAAAGUCUCGAAAGCAGAAAAAUUGAACCUCAUGUUAGCAGCUGCACAGAAACACAACACACUGAGAAAUGAAGCUCAGAAUUUGGAAGGUUGUGACAGGCAUUUAUUGGCACUGUAUGUUCUGGCAAGAGAUAAUGGUGAAGACAUUCCAGCAAUAUAUACAGACCCAGCUUUCACAAAAAGCGGUGGUGGUGGUAACUUCUACCUGUCUACCAGUUUCCUCGGUUACACGACAGCUCAAGGAGGGACAUUACCCAUGGUUAAAGAUGGUUAUGGAAUCUUUUAUCACAUUGAAGAAGACUUAAUCUACGUGUUUUCUUCAUCAUUUAAAGACAGUGACUGUACUGACUGUGAGAAAUUCAGCAGCCUCCUUGCUGAAGUUUUCAAUGAAAUGAAGGACCUCUUGGAAAUCCAUACCAAAGUGGCUCAUCUCUGAAUAACAGUCAACUAACUGUAAUGUGAACAUUCCAAAAUUAUGUUAAUUUUAUAUAUUAAAUUUCAUUUUAUAUAGAAAUGUAUGAAAAAAUACUCCAAAUAAUACAAACAAUAUGCAAAAAUGUUUAUAUAAACUUGUUUAUUUGUAACAUGGAAAUAAAA